AUGUCGAGGGCAGUGGUGGGAAUUCACGUGGCUCUCUACUGCUUGGCGGCGGCGCAUGGCUCAGCAGAAGGGACCAUUCGCGGCGCUUCCCAUGCCAGAUUCCUUGAUGUUCAGUACUUCAAUCGGACAGAUGUGGACAGCCUCCUGGCACGGCAGAUGACCCAUGAUCCGAAGACCACCCCGCGACUUCGGCACCUUCGUGUCGACUUGGAGCCGAUUUUCCGGACGCUCGCCAAGACGCCGAAUGGUGGCCUCAGCCACCAAGCAGCCAAAUAUGCACUCUUCCGAUUCUUCCUCCACGAGCGUAGCUGGCUGGUCAAGGGCCUCGAACCCGAAGGCAUUUGGCAGACACAGCCGGAGCGGCUCCGCAAAGUUUGGGAGAGUUGGGUUCCGUCGUACCUGCAGCAGCGCUUCGAAGAGGCCAAGCAGAGCGAAGGUGCAUCCUUGGACGAUUUGGUUGAGAUGACCGCCGUCAUUGAAGAUCUUGUGCAACAGGAGUCCCGGAAGCAGAUGGCAAAGGUCUUUGAGUCGCUGGACCUUCCGCUGAAUGGUCCGCUGAGUCGCGCAGAUGCCGAUAUGGCAGUCGACAUGUACCUGCUAGUGGUUUUGACCGCACAGAACCUCACCCUGGCAGAGCCGGCCAAGAAUCGCAAGCGCGUAAGCAGACUGCAUCGCAGAGUGGAGCACGGCGAGGCCCUGAGGUGGCUACGGCAUUUGGAAGACAGGAUUCUGGUGGAACAGGGCAAGGUCUAUGACUUCUCGUCAAUCAGCAAAGUUGCAGAGGCUUUUGGGCUGGAGUUCCCGAGCUUCAACGACAAGGAAUGCUCCGAUCUCAAGGCAAGGCUCGUGUCCAUGGAGGGAGGAAGCCGCAAGCCCGGCCGCAUACCCUUGACAGACUUCUAUGGGAGCAUCGCGUACCGGCACUGGAAUUUCUCCGAGAGCCCAGACUACCUGAGAGACCUGGGGUCCUGGACGAGUCCGAUCCCCACCGGCCACAUGUCAUCUUGGCCAACUACAUCACAAGCUACAACAACUGCAUGCGAACGGAUGGUUUGUACGCGAUUUGCUGCCGCAGCGUCUGCGGAGACAUGA
Symbiodinium necroappetens is the source of this 1092-nucleotide messenger RNA. The record is from the annotation of a GenBank genome assembly. Lineage: Eukaryota; Dinophyceae; Suessiales; Symbiodiniaceae.